Molecule: messenger RNA, 930 nt
Organism: Macrosteles quadrilineatus (aster leafhopper)
Lineage: Eukaryota; Metazoa; Arthropoda; Insecta; Hemiptera; Cicadellidae
Product: sodium channel protein Nach-like
Exons: 7
Coding region: 1-858 (285 amino acids)
Biological process (GO): sodium ion transmembrane transport
Cellular component (GO): membrane
Molecular function (GO): ligand-gated sodium channel activity
Source: RefSeq, a predicted model, not a curated record
AUGACUCAAAAUUGGAAAACUGGGCCAGGAAAACUGGAGUUCAGAGCAUACGAAAAAGUGAAAGUUGUUCUUCAUGCUUCAGAAGAUGUACCAUUUUUAAACCACCCUCAACAAGAGCAGGAGAUUAUCCCUUGGGGAAAUAUCUUUGACAUGAGGUUUCAGGUCAAAGAGAUCAAAAAUGAUCCAUACGUGAAGAAAGUUUCAAUCAGUCAAAGGAACUGUCGGUUCCCUGAUGAAAACUACCUUCAGACUUACAGCUUGUACAGCUACUCUGCAUGUGUCGUAGACUGUCGGGCUCAGGCCCAGAUACAAUACUGCAACUGCUUGCAUCACUUUAUGCCGAAAAUUGCUGGUGUAGCCACAUGCAACUUGACUGGGUUGAUAUGCCUCUCCAAUGUUUCAGACACACUAAGAUCUUUAAGAACUGCAGAUUACACAGAAAAGCUUGGACUUGUGUGUGAUUGUCUCCCCAGUUGUAAUGAGCCUGAGUACACGAUCGUCUCUAGGACCACUGGCUUAAAUGAAGAGUACAAUGAAACAAUAUAUGGAAGAUUUGGCUCCAAAAUUUCAAUUGAGAUGGACUCAUUACCAAAAGAGCAAUUCAUCAGAAAAGUUGUUCGAUCUCCACUAGAACUUGUAGUUUCUAUGGGAGGAACAAUAGGAUUUUUUCUUGGAGCAAGUCUUCUGAGCAUUGCAGAGUUCUUUUACUACUUCUUUAUAAGGAAGCUGGUCGAUCGAAAAAGGUCAUCAGUCUUAAGCCAUAAACCAGAACUUACCAUCAAGACAAACAAAACUAUGAAAAACAAGAAAUCUAAAAACAUCAAACAAGAAAGAAUGGCAAUUCCAUACAUAAACUGAACUGGAGGAACUACUGAUUUGAAAGCCCCGUGAUAGUUGGAUACAAUUUCUAUGAAUAAAAAUAAAUUGUCG